AUGCUCUCGUUCCUCUCCAUCGGCUGGUCGCCGACUCGCGCGCCGGCCAUCGGUCUCGCGCGUGCCGCGGUGACGCUCGACGUGGCCGCGGGCGAUAUGUCGUACCGAGAGCUCCAGCAGGCCUGCAAGGAGGCGGGGCUGCCGGCGAGCGGCAAAGCCGACGAGCUGCGGACGCGGCUGCUCGAGGCUGAGGCGGCGCCUGCUACGGCAGGUGGCGGGGAGGGCGGCUUCGAGUUCGAGGAGGCGGACGAGCUCGACCUCGGCGACCUGCUCGACGUGCCGCCGCCUGCGCUCGACGCCGACGCCGAGGCGGACCUCUUCUUCGACGCGGGCGCGGGGUGGGACGGGCCGGACGAUCUCGACGCAGUGCUGGGCGAGCUGGAGGGGAUGGGGAGGGUUGGGCUCGACGCGCCGGAGGGAGGCGGCGGCGGCGGCGACCCCGCCAUGAUGAAGUGGGCCGAGGGGCUCGACUCGCUGCCCGACAGCGGAGGAGGAGGGGGGGGAGGAGGAGGAGGGGGAGGGGGAGGAGGGGCGUCUUGGGUUGACGACCUAUUUGCGUCGGCGGAGCGCGAGGCGGCGGGCGGCGGGCGGGGGGGGCGCGGCGGCGGCGGCGGCGGCGGCGGCCGGGGCGGCGGCGAGGGCAGGUACACUGGCACUGGCGGCUACCGGCGGGGCAGCGCCGACCUCGACUCGACCUGGUACGACGGGGCACCGGCUGGCCUCUCGGCGGAGGAUGGCGCGCUUGCGAGCACGAGCAUCCCCAAAACACCCAUUAGCCAAUUCAACACCCGUACGGCGGCCGCCGCACGAGGCGUGUGGGAAGUCGGCGCCGCGAUGCUCAACGACCUCGAGUCUGCGGGCGUGCCUCUCACGCCGCACCACUUCGAGUGCGUGCUGCGCGCGUGCGACCGAAAGGCGCGGUGGCAGGAGGCGCUCGCCCUUCUCGGGAGAAUGCAGGCCGCUUCCCUUCGCCCGACGAGCGCCGCGCUCGAGUGCGCCCUCCGCGCGUGCUCAAAGGCGACUCUCGGGUCCUCUCGGGGUCACCUCGGGGUGGAGGCCGUGUGGGAGGUGUUGCGCGCUGAGGUCGCCAACCCGUCCGCCCCGCUGCGCCCUCCGAUGCGCACGUACAACACGCUGAUGCGCGCGCUCUCUGGCGGCAUCGGGCCGAAGCGGGCUCGCCUCGACACGCAGGCGGUCCGGCUCCGCCUCCCGCUCGACGAGACGGCGUACAAGCACGCCCUCCGCGCCUGCGACCUGCUCGGCGAGUGGAGGCGCGGGAGUGGGGAGAUGUCGGGAGAUGUCGGGAGAUGUGGGGAGAUGCGCGCCCUCGAUCUGCUCGACGAGUCGCGCGCCGCGGGCGUGCCCGCCGACGUGCUGAGCUACGGCAACGCUAUGUCUGCUUGCGCGCGCAACGGGCGGGUCGGCAACGUGCUGCAGCUGCUCGACAAGAUGCGCGCCGACGGGCUGCAGCCGAACGCCUUCUGCUACAACUCCGCGCUCAUCGCGUGCACGCGCGCCUCGCGGCUGCCGCAGGCUCUCUCCAUCUUGCGCGAGAUGGAGGUUGAGGGCGGCGUCGAGCCGACCACCCACUCGUACGCCGCGCUGCUCCGCGCCUGCUCCGGCGCGGCGGGGCGGCGGGCGGCGGCCAGCACCUCUCCGGAGCUUUCUCGGAGCUUUCUCGGAGCCCUCCUGGUAGGCGCGGGCGACUGGCGGACGGCGGUGCAGCUGCUGCGGCGCAUGGAGCGGCUCGAGCUCAAGGCGGAGGCGGUGCACCACGGCCUCGCCAUCAGCCAGCCCGUCACUCAGGAGUGUGGCCACUCGUUACCUCAGGCGGAGGCGGUGCACUACGGCCUCGCCAUCAACGCGUGUUCGCGCGGCGGCGAGGACGGCAAGAUCAUGUCGCUGCUGCGCGAGAUGCAGGGCAUGGGGCUCCACCCGGACGUGGCAACCUUCACCACCGCCCUCUCCGUCUGCGCGGCAAACAACCAGCUGCCGCGCGCGCUCUCGCUCAUCGAGCGCAUGUACUCGCUCGAGGUGGCGCCCGACGUCGCGACGUACAACGCGUGCGACCGCGCCGCAAAGCACACCGAGAUGGUCGGUCUGGUCCAGUCCAUGCCAAAGCUCGGCGUGGAGCCAAACGUCGUCAACUACAACACCGCCAUCCGCGCGCUCGGCCGCGCCGGCGACCUCAAGCGCGUGGCUGAGAUGUUCAGCCUCAUGCGCUCGCGCGGCCUCGAGCCCGAGAGGCACGCCGCCGUCGAGUCCGAGCUCGGCGUCGACGCGGAGGCGGUGAUGGCCGCUGCGGCGGAGGCGCACGACCGGCGCGGCGCCGGUCGUGGGCGCGGGUGGCGCGGGCGCGGUGGGCGCGGUGGGCGGGGCGGGCGGGGCGGGCGCGGGCGAGGCAGCCCCGAAUGGAGCCGGAGGGAGGGGUACGAGGCCGUGCGCUCGCAGUGA
Molecule: messenger RNA, 2454 nt
Organism: Emiliania huxleyi CCMP1516
Lineage: Eukaryota; Haptophyta; Isochrysidales; Noelaerhabdaceae
Exons: 9
Coding region: 1-2454 (817 amino acids)
Molecular function (GO): protein binding
Source: RefSeq, a predicted model, not a curated record